Molecule: messenger RNA, 1197 nt
Organism: Australozyma saopauloensis
Lineage: Eukaryota; Fungi; Ascomycota; Pichiomycetes; Serinales; Metschnikowiaceae
Gene: CDC50
Product: aminophospholipid translocase regulatory protein
Exons: 1
Coding region: 1-1197 (398 amino acids)
Cellular component (GO): Golgi apparatus; endoplasmic reticulum; plasma membrane
Source: RefSeq, a predicted model, not a curated record
AUGUUCCGGCGCAAAAACACCUCGCGUGACUCUGUUGACGAUGACUCUGUCCAUUCCGCCACGCCAGCCACUCAAAAAUCGAGAAAACCGCCAAACACAGCCUUCCGCCAACAACGACUCAAAGCGUGGCAGCCGAUUCUAACGCCCAAAACGGUCAUUCCGCUACUCUUUGUGCUUGCAGCCAUUUUCGCUCCGUUGGGGAUCGCCAUCAUCUAUGCCACAUACAACGUGGAGAACUUGGUGGUAGAUUAUCUGCACUGUGGAUCGCUAAGCUCCACGCAGUUUGAGGCCGUUCCGCUGGGAAAAACAGACUGGCAUUUCCGCCACACGUCCACCAAUCCGGAUUUCAAGUGGAAGGUUGUCAAUGGCACCGAUGCGCAGGGUGAUUUAGCCCAGACGUGUGUUCUCCAGUUCACGUUGCCUCGCGACUUGGCUCCUCCGCUUUACAUGUACUACAAGCUUACGAACUUUUACCAGAACCAUCGUAAAUACGUUGAGUCGUACGAUAGCAACCAAUUGGCGGGCAAGGCGGUGCCUGUCGGCUCGUUGUCUUCCAGUUGUGAUCCUUUGAAAUCAAGCGGAAACAAACCCAUCUAUCCGUGUGGUCUUAUAGCCAACUCUUUGUUCAACGAUACUUUCUCCAGUCCUGUGCUUUUAAACGCCAAGAGUGGCUCCAAUAACGAAACUUACGAGAUGUCGCAGGAUGAUAUCUCGUGGAGUUCUGAUAUCAACCACCGCUACAAGUCCACACAAUACAAGCCGGAGGAUGUAGUUCCGCCGCCAAACUGGGCCAAGAUGUUCCCAGGUGGUUACAACCUGACCAACAUGCCCGAUUUGGCCAACUGGCAGCAUCUCCAAAACUGGAUGCGUACCGCAUCGUUACCCACCUUCUUUAAGUUAUAUUCCAAAAACACCACGACUACACUUUCCUCGGGAACAUACGAGGUGCAGAUCGGUUUAAACUACCCGGUCUCCAUCUAUGGAGGUUCUAAGUCAGUUGUCAUCACCACCAACUCCAUUUUGGGAGGCCGUAACAUGACUUUGGGUAUAAUUUACUUCAUUGUCGCUGUUCUCUGUUUGGUUUGUGGCAUUGUUUUCUUCUUGCAGUAUCUUAUAAAACCUCGUCGUAUUGGGGAGCACAACUUCUUGCAAGGAGGCCAGCGGGACGGUUCUUCUCAUGUCAGAGAGCAGUUGUAA